Molecule: messenger RNA, 1901 nt
Organism: Caenorhabditis elegans
Lineage: Eukaryota; Metazoa; Nematoda; Chromadorea; Rhabditida; Rhabditidae
Gene: C05C9.1
Product: BPI2 domain-containing protein
Exons: 10
Coding region: 145-1581 (478 amino acids)
Molecular function (GO): lipid binding
Source: RefSeq, marked reviewed
GUUCUUCUUCGUUUCUCUUCAAAGUUCUCUCGUGAAACGGUUCGAGUUUGACCGGCAACAAAAAACAUACUUGAACAAGUUAAGGACGACCACCCCCAGUGCGUGAAGUGUGCUUAUCCCAUCAAGAUCACACUGUUUUUGAAAAUGCUUCUCAAACUUGCUGGUCUGUUAUUAAUAGUUCAAAUAUCCGAAAGUUUAUUACUUCGAGUCAACGAAUUUGGUCUUCACGAAGCAGCUAAUUUUACCCGACAAUGGCUUUCAAUGGCUGGACCACAUAUGAAAAUGCCCGAAAUUCGACAAUCUUUCUACAAUUCUUUUGCCGGAGGCGAAAUGACAGUUACGAACAUUACAAUUAAACGAUUCGUACCUCCACUUAUUCGAUUCCGACCAUCCGAUCACUCUUUUCUCUACAUGUCUACUUUGAGUGGAUAUGCUCAAGUUUCUGCCGAGUGGGCAGUAGAAUCCCAGUUUUUGCAUAUGCUUAAAAUUCCUCUUGAGGGUCAAAUUCAUGCUCAGAUGACCGGUCUUAUUUCGGAGAUUGCAAUGCAGAUUACCCAAGACAACGAAGUGGAAGUACAUCACUGUGUCGCUCAAAUUAGGGAUCUGAGAGUGGCUUUUGAGGGAAGUGUGGCUGCUGAUGUCAUCCACUGGUUCCGACAAAGUAUAACACGAGCCAUCAGAAGAACCCUGGAAGAAGAAUAUUGUGACAUGAUGAGAAAUCAUUGGCUUCCAUGGGUCGAAGCUCAACUUUAUCAAUUCCCAACCAACCUCACCAUCAGCCAUAAUCCAGAUGUCACACUAAUUCAGACGAUGCAGUCAAUUGCUAUGACCCAACAUCACGUUGAUGUCAGAAUGAGAAGCGACUUAAUUUGGGACGAUGAAUUUGUUGAAAGUGGAAUGGUUGAGAAUUCAACUUUGGCUAGUGUUGAAGCUCUUCCAAGAUCCACAAGAAUGAUUGAUAUGUUUAUUGAUGAGCACACGGUUCAGAGCAUUAUUGCUGCAGCCCACUUUGCUGGACAUUUAAAAACUAAAAUUGAAUCACCUUUCUUGAAAACUAGCUGCGAUGUUCUCUGUAUUGGUACAGUUUUGCCAGAGCUUGCCGAGCAAGUUCCAAAUAGAACACUGUCAGUAGAAGCUGCGACAUUAUCACCGCCAGUCAUUGAUCUACAACAAGGUCGAGCAUUAGUGUAUCUCAACGCAUCUUUAAAUGUAUUUGCAGCUCCACCUCUCAAAACUGUUGAGGGUAGCAUGCUGACAAUUAAUGUGGAAACGGAAUUCACUCUUACAAUGGAAAUGAGAAAUAAACGAGUAAAAGGAUAUAUUAACAUGAUCAAUGCUCAAGCAAAUCUAGUUGACAGUAAAGUUGGAUUAAUGUCACAAAAGACCGUUGAUUUCCUUGUCAAUAUGUCAACCCCGUUCCUGGAAGAUGCUGUGGAUGUUCUGAUCGGAAGAGGUCUAAUUGUAGCCGAUCCCUUCCAAUUCCCAUCAACAAACGAACAUCUCAGCAUUCAUGAUAAAUGCCUUCGAUGGGAGGCUGAUAUAGUGAUGCCAACUGUGGUAGCUCAUACCAAUGUAUAUUAAUCGAUUUUCACAACAUUCACACAAAAAACAUCACAAAAUGGGUCUUUGAAAUCAAAACAUUUCUCGAAAGUUCUCAGUCUUUCAAAUAAUUAUUUUCUUUCAAAAUUUUAAAUUUAUCAAUUUUCUAUUCUAAAUGUUUUCGAAUCAAAAUAGCAGUGCAAAACUGAAGCGAACGAGGUUUCUAUACUACGUAUUUAUUUUUAAGUCUUUUUUUUCCAUUGAACAUUUCUUCUGAGUCUUGGUGUCUUGAGAUUCAUAUUGGUAGCAUCUAUGAUGUAACAUUUAUUAACUUAUCAUAAAUAAAAACAUUUGUUUUCCUG